UUGACCUUGAUCACCAUCUCAUAUCUGAAGACCUCCGACAUGCCUAAGAAGAAGAUCCUCGUCCUUGGAAGCGGCCUUGUCGCCAAGCCUUGCAUUGACUAUCUCUUGCGCGACGAGAAGAACAAGCUCACAAUCGCUUGCCGAACCCUGGCUACAGCUGAGAGCCUAGCCGCAGGUCAUCCAAGAGCCAAGGCCAUCUCCCUCGAUGUGUCUUCUCCCGACCUAGACGCCAACGUAGCAGCACACGACGUCGUCCUCUCCCUCGUACCCUUCGUCCACCACCCGACUGUCAUCAAGGCAGGUAUCCGCGGAAAGACCAACGUCGUGACCACCAGCUACGUCUCGCCCGCUAUUCGAGACCUGGAGGACGAGAUCAAGGCCGCUGGUAUCACGGUCUUGAACGAAGUCGGCGUCGAUCCCGGCGUGGACCAUCUCUACGCUAUCAAGACGAUCGAUGAAGUCCACGCGAAGGGAGGACAGAUCAAGGAGUUCUACUCCUACUGCGGCGGUCUUCCCGCCCCUGAGUGCGCGGAUAACCCUCUGAAGUUCAAGUUCUCCUGGUCCCCACGCGGCGCCCUGCUCUCACAAUUCAAUUCGGCCUCUUUCCUGCAAAAUGGAAAGGUAGUUGACAUCCCGAACGAGAACCUCAUGGCGCAGGCGAAGCCGUAUCACGUUGUGGAUGGGUACUCUUUCGUGGCGUACCCGAACCGCAACUCCGUUCCCUUCCGAGAGUUUUACAACAUCCCCGAGGCAGAGACGGUUGUUCGCGGGUCGCUGAGAUAUGACGGUAAUCCUGCUUUCGUGCGGGCGCUGAUCAAUAUGGGCUGGUUGGAUACGCAGCCCAAGACAUGGUUGGAUGGCUCGAGCGAGGGUCUGACGCUCAGAGAGGUGCUCCUCCGGUGUAUUGACGCCGAAAGGAACGACGAGGCAACUCUGAUUGCGAGGAUCAACGAGUUGUGUGAGUUCUCGGACGAAAGCGAGAGCGAUAGAAUUAUCUCUGGCUUGAGAUGGAUCGGGUUAUUCUCUGACAAGCCUGCUACCCUCCGCGGCAACUUGCUCGACACUCUCUGCGCCGAGCUUGAGAAGCUCAUGAGCUUCCAGCCCGGCGAGAGGGACUUGGUAAUGCUCCAGCACAAGUUCGUCGUUGAGUGGAAGGAUGGUAGAAAGGAAACAAUCACUUCCACACUCGAGCUUCUUGGAGAUCCUAAUGGGUACUCCGGCAUGGCCAAGUCGGUGGGCGUGACUUGCGGCAUCGCAACUCAACUUCUCCUUGAUGGCGAGCCUGCUCUCAACGUCCCCGGGGUAUUGGCCCCUUACAAGGCGGCCAUUUGCGACCCAAUUCGUAAGAAUCUUGAAGAUGAGGGCAUCAAGUUGAUUGAGAAGACACUUUGA
Molecule: messenger RNA, 1392 nt
Organism: Colletotrichum karsti
Lineage: Eukaryota; Fungi; Ascomycota; Sordariomycetes; Glomerellales; Glomerellaceae
Product: saccharopine dehydrogenase
Exons: 5
Cellular component (GO): cytoplasm
Molecular function (GO): saccharopine dehydrogenase activity
Source: RefSeq, a predicted model, not a curated record